Molecule: messenger RNA, 1536 nt
Organism: Yarrowia lipolytica CLIB122
Lineage: Eukaryota; Fungi; Ascomycota; Dipodascomycetes; Dipodascales
Biological process (GO): DNA replication; DNA replication initiation
Cellular component (GO): nuclear origin of replication recognition complex; nucleus
Molecular function (GO): DNA replication origin binding; ATP hydrolysis activity
Source: RefSeq, a predicted model, not a curated record
AUGGAAUCAGAAUUCCCCGAAAUUGGCGGCGAAAUCACCCCGACGGGCGACAAAAUGGACGUGGAAAUCGUCGAGGAAGUGGUGGAACCUGCAGCUCCCGUGCUACCUCCUCCGCAGGUGCCCAAACCUGAAGCUGUCAGUGAGACCAUGAUUGAUACCAUCAAAUCCAGAACGCUGUCAAUUUUGACGGGCAAAAGCAUCCCUGAGCCGAUUUUUCUCGACGGCGAAAAGGCCCGAGUAUACAGUCUGAUGGAGAACGCCAUUCGGUUUGGAGAGGGAAACUCGUGCAUUAUUGUCGGUCCUCGAGGAACCGGAAAGACUCUCAUUGUGGAAUCUGCACUGACAGAACUGGAAGAGAAAUACAACAGCGCGGGAUCACAAAACAACUUCAUCACCAUCAGAUUGUCUGGGUACGCCCAGACAGACGAUAAAAUGGCAGUACGAGAAAUAGCACGACAGUUGGACACUGUGUUACUAAACCAGGGCCAAUUGAUUGAGAACAAGAGUAUUUCGGAGACUCUCAAUCAGAUCCUAUCUCUGUUUGACCGUGCCGACAUUGACGAGAGCGAAAAGGAAACUGUCUCUUUGGUUUUCAUUCUUGAUGAAUUCGAUCGGUUCUGUUCAACCACUAAACAGACACUGUUGUAUACUCUGUUUGAUGUCGCGCAAUCAUCGCGUGCACCUAUUGCUGUGAUUGGACUGACCCCUCGAAUUAACGCCCGUGAGCUUCUCGAAAAGCGAGUGCGGAGUCGGUUUUCACAGCGGGUGGUUCAGGUCAAGAGACAGCACGGUAUGAAUGACUUCUGGGCCAUUCUCAGAAACGCAGUCAUUUAUCCUGAAAAUCUGUUGACCAUGGUCAAGGAGGAGGGCGGGAACAAGACAGCAUUGCAUACUGACGUGGAUCUGGACACUGUGAGAUAUUGGAACUGGCAUUGGGAGAGCAUGUUUCAGGCCGGUCCUCUACGAGAUCAUGUUGAGCGUCUCUUUCACACCACGAAAUCCUGUCGGGAGUUCUUCACAUCGGCCAUUUUGGCGGUGUCGCAAGCAAACCCCUGGAUCAACCCCAACGACUUUGUCACUGAUGUCUUUGAGAGAGGCGUGGCCGAUACCGAGUCGUUUAUUGAAGGGUUAUCUGACCUGGAGCUGUCUCUCAUCAUCUGUGCUGCCAAGGUGGAAGUUAUGUUCGAGGUUGAUCAGGUCAAUUUCAAUCUGGCCUAUGAAGAGUACAUCAAGACCGCCAAGGAGCAGAGAGAAGCCCUUCGAGCGGUUGAUCUGGAGGGAAUGGCCACGGGAACAGUUGCUGGGUUCCGAAUCUGGAGCAGAGGAGUGGCACGAGCUGCAUGGGAGAAACUCGAGUCUCUCAACCUCCUGUCUCCGGUGGAGAAAAGCGCCAAGCGAGUGGCCAAACAAUUGGCCUCAGACACUUCUCUGGACGACGAAAUCCGCAUGACUCGAGUGGAUGUCAGUCUCCAGGAGCUGACUAACAUGCUUGGAAACUCUCAUCAUCUCAUUCAAUGGACCAAAAUCCGUAGGUAA